AUGGAGCCUUCUGAAGAAACUGUACAGAUUAACCAGGAUAACUUUUUAGAAGUUCCUACUUUAUCUGAUUCUCUUUCUGAAGAUGAAGAAAUUAAAGAUGCCAUCAAGCCCCCCUUCUCCCCUCUCCCAAGGCGACGAGGCUCUGAUUCUUCUGGAUCAGAUUAUCCAUACCUGGAUACUCCUUCAGGUUCGCGAAGAGUUUCAUUUGCUGAUACCUUUGGAUUCAAUCUUGUAUCUGUUAAAGAAUUUGACAGUUGGGAGUUACCAGGAGCAUCAUCACAUUUUGACUUAAGGGAUGAUGUUUUCCACACAGAGGAAUAUAUUUUAUCUCCACUGUUUGAUUUGCCUUCCUCAAAAGAAGUGCUGAUGCAGGAGUUGCAGGUUCAGAAGGCAAUCCUGGAGUCGAUGGAGUUCCUCACUGGGGCUACAACUAUGAAGGGCAUUAUCCGAGUUUUGAAUGUUUCUUUUGAGAAGUUAGUAUAUGUUAGAAUGUCCUUAGAUAACUGGCAGUCACAUUAUGACAUUUUAGCCAAGUAUGUCCCUAAUUCUUGUGAUGGGGAAACUGAUCAAUUCUCCUUUAAGAUUUCACUGGUUCCUCCUUAUCAAAAAGAUGGCACUAGGAUUGAAUUUUGUAUACGCUAUGAAACUUCUAUUGGCACAUUUUGGUCAAACAACAAUGGCGAAAACUAUACGUUGGUCUGUCAAAAGAAGGAAAGGGAGGAAGAGCCUGAAAAAUCAUGGGAAGUAAUAACUAACAGACAGCUAAGAGGCUGCUUAAAGGUAAAAUCAAGCAAAGAGGAAUCAGAAAUAUUAGAGGAGAAUAACUGUAAUAAUUCAAAGACUACAGAUAUAUCUCUCCCAAUAAUCAUUUGUUCUCAUGAGGAUAAGGAAGACAUGGAAGCCAGUAGUCAAAAUGUAAAAGAUGUAAACAAGGAAUAUGAUGAACACAGCGAAAAAGAAUUAGAGCUGAUGCUAAAUCAGUACUCAGUAAGAACUAGAAGUUCUACCAGAGAUGAAAGCUCAUUUGCAACAGAGCCAGUUACUUUUCCAAAUACAGCUGAACAGUUUGAGAAUCGGCGAACCCUUGGUGAGAUAAGUGGAGACUUGUUCAGGAGGCCUUUGUCUCCCAGUUCAUCAGCAGAAAAUCCCUCAAGGGGAGGAUCGUACAGCAACCCAAAGCAUGCCUUGAGAAAUGAAGUUAGUCACCAAUUGGCAGAGGAACUUACUUCGGAUCUAGCAAACAGCCGCAAACCAUCAUUGAGAUACACUGAUAGCGGUGAGACCUCUCCUUUACUUGGAAGUCUCCUUGCAAGGCAACAGGAUGAACAUUCUCAUUUUCUGGAUGAAUCAGAAAGGCAAGGAAUAAAAAGGGUGGAUAUUUCAAAAAGUAAAACAGAUGGUGCAAUGAGAAAUGAGAUGGUGGAUAGAUCAUUUACCAGCCAGGGGAAUGCUCAUAGCUACAAAAAGAACCAUGAAAUGACAUUGGAAACAGUUUUUUCAGAGGAUGACAAAUUAGUGCCAUUAGGCACCAGUGGCAUGGAAGUACUGGAUGAUAAUGCCAAUCCAGCAGGAGAGGGUCAGAAAAUACAAGCAUCUUGUCCAACUGCAUAUUUGCCCUUGGCAGGCAAUGCUGAUCAAGACAAAGAAGGAGAAAGAACCAAGAAAAUUGAAGUCAAAGACUGGGAAUGUCCAACAAGAGAGUCUCUUGCCUAUAUACCUGCCCAUAUGAAUGCUUCCAAAGAACGCCCAGUUACAGAAAAGAGAACGUCUAGAAAAGGGUGUAGGAAUGGUAAAGAAAAGGAGGAACAAAGAAUCAAGUUUAGCAUUAGUGAAAGGCAAAAUGAAAGUGUACCAUCAAUCUCAACUGACAACCAUGGGAGAAAAGGGCAUCCUGAAAUAAGUGUUAACGUGAGUCAAGCUAGUAAUAGAUACUUAUGUGACCCUCAGAGCAAAGUAAAUGAAAUCUCUGCUAGCUCCUGUGACUUGGCACCCAAAGUUGAUAGAUCACAUUCUCUCAGAACUGAUUUAGCUAGCCCCAACCAUGUGUUUACAAGCCAAAGGAGUGGUCUAGUGAAUUCAGAAGGCACCACUCCAGAAAGAAUGCAUGGCCAAGUUUGCUCAUCAGAAAAUGUAAAUGUCUUGCAAACAGAUCUGUAUCCUUCCCAGGUUCAAAGAGAGAAAUCAGAUAGGAAUAUUCCUGACAAUCAGAAUAAGAUUGCAUGUGGAAAUCAAAGUUGGAAUGUUCUGGAAAGUCAGGUAGUUUUAAAAGAGAGUAAGACGAAUAGAACAGAACAGAUCAAGGAGCAAGCAGAUGGUGAAGACAUGUGGGAAAUAAGAGAUAAUACAAGGAACCUGAAUGUUACUCCUACAGAAGAAUUGUUUACCUGCCAAGAAACAGUGAGAUGUGAACUGUCUUCUGUAGCUGAUCAUGGUAUUACCGAGAAAGCAGAAGCAGGUACAGCUUAUAUAAUUAAGACAACAUCAGAAAGUACUCUAGAAAGCAUGUCUGCUAGAGAAAAAGCAAUAAUUGCUAAGCUACCUCAAGAGACUUCUCUAAGUGACAGGCCCACUGAGGAAAAGGAAACAGCGUUUGAUUCACAUGAAGGGAGAAAUGAUGAUUCACAUUAUAUCCUUUGUCAUAGAGAUUCAGUGGAUGUAAUCCAUGACACUGACUUUGAAAAGAAAUCACAUUUAGGUAUUUAUAAUGUACACAUAGAUGAAACACAAAAGGAAGAAACUAUGUCUCAGUGCAAUUCUGGGGAAAUACUUGACAGGGUAGAGCAUGGCAUUAGAAAUAUUGCAACUGUAGGAGAAUCUCUGCAGGUCACUCCUGAGAGUGGAAAAGGAAGCUCAGAACUGGAUUUCUACUCAACACAAUUACCUACUGUCCCUAAAAUUUUGAAGAAAAAUAUAUGCCACACAGAUACCCAAGGACUCCCUCAGAAGAAUGCUGAUUUGGUUACUCUCACUCAUCAAAGUUUCGAUUCUGAAAGAAGCAUAUGUCCUCAAAAUGGCACUCCUGUUUCCACUUGUCCUAAUAAAACUCAAUCCAAUGAGGAAGUAUUCUCUACAGAGCAUCCAAUGGCUGCCAUGCCAUUCAAGUCUAUUUCUACCACAUCAGAGUGCAAAUGUGAUCCCCACAGUGAAGCCCAGCGUACUGAGAAAAACCAGCAUCCUGGGUCUGUACCUCAAGAAUAUGACAAGAGUUCAGUCAAAUUGACUUCCAGUGAUGGGAGAGAAAGGUUCAUAGCUGAAAGUUUCCAACAAGCAGAAAAUAACAUGGAGAAGUCUUUAGGGCCAAUGAUUUUAAUCAGUGAACCUAUCGAGGAGGUAGAAGAGACAAGUUGUGAAACUGCUGAGUUAAUAAGCUAUGGACACGAAUUCGCCUCCCCAGGCUUCAAGUCAGGUAACGAGUCUGACUCCUCCAGUCUCCCUGCCCAGGACAAUCAAAUUCUGGCCAGUGAGUCUCUGCUUUCAAAAUAUAUCAACUCGAAAAUACCAUAUUUCCUCUUGUUCAUUCUGUUUCUCCUAACAACCUACUAUUAUGACUUAAUGAUUGGCUUGGCAUUCUACCUUUUUUCAUUGUACUGGUUAUCUUGGGAAGGAGGGCGACCCCAAGAACCUGUCAAAAAGAAGUAA
This is a messenger RNA of Vombatus ursinus (common wombat), 3639 nucleotides long. It is a transcript of the gene PPP1R3A, whose product is annotated as protein phosphatase 1 regulatory subunit 3A. Gene Ontology annotation, molecular function: protein phosphatase 1 binding; glycogen binding. NCBI's taxonomy places the organism in Eukaryota, Metazoa, Chordata, Mammalia, Diprotodontia, Vombatidae. Gene Ontology annotation, cellular component: protein phosphatase type 1 complex. The transcript is spliced from 4 exons. Bases 1 to 3639 code for a protein of 1212 amino acids. Gene Ontology annotation, biological process: regulation of glycogen biosynthetic process. The record is from RefSeq and is a predicted model, not a curated record.